Molecule: messenger RNA, 426 nt
Organism: Cooperia oncophora
Lineage: Eukaryota; Metazoa; Nematoda; Chromadorea; Rhabditida; Trichostrongylidae
Source: the annotation of a GenBank genome assembly
AUGGUGGCUAUAAGUGUUUUAUGGCACUACUAUGCGUUGGUCUUUUCAUUAAUCCGUUCGCACGAUUUCGGUGAUCGCUUGUGUGCAGAACUGCGGCAUGAGUACGUAAAAGUGUGUGCCUUAUCUGGUCAGCAUAAGAUCGACAAGAAAGAAGAUGAAUUUUGUCAAGCGUUUGAGAACAUAUGCUUCCGUAUUUCGAAAGAAGACCCCGAUCAGUCUACCGCACCUACAGUACCGACAGCUCUGAUAAGGGAACUGAAACCGAUCAAUGAUGCCUCAGACGAGGGCGAAGAAAGAACAACCACGAGACAGCCCGAAAGGAAAAAGAAGAAGCGAAUCGAUUUUACGAAGUUCUGCAAAGAGUUCAAGAAUCGAUAUCUAUUUGUGUGUCCCGAUCCGUUCCGAUUUGGUCAGAAGGUGAGCUGA